Scleropages formosus (Asian bonytongue) is the source of this 7107-nucleotide messenger RNA. It is a transcript of the gene zbtb16a, whose product is annotated as zinc finger and BTB domain containing 16a. Gene Ontology annotation, biological process: regulation of transcription by RNA polymerase II. Gene Ontology annotation, molecular function: protein binding; DNA-binding transcription factor activity, RNA polymerase II-specific; RNA polymerase II cis-regulatory region sequence-specific DNA binding. NCBI's taxonomy places the organism in Eukaryota, Metazoa, Chordata, Actinopteri, Osteoglossiformes, Osteoglossidae. The coding region runs from base 620 to 2626 and encodes 668 amino acids. The record is from RefSeq and is a predicted model, not a curated record. The transcript has 7 exons.
GAGUGAGUGAGUGAGUGAGUGCGUGCGUGAGUGAGUGCGUGGGGCUCGCGGACCGCCACGGCACUUAAACUCAUCGCUCUGCACGCUGUCGUGGGUUUAUUUUCCAAAGCAGAAGUGUUCGUCGGCGCUGAUGCCAAACUGUUUCUUUAAGCGUCACUUCAAGCAGCCACAAGUUCCAUUAAAGAGCUCAGCCUAACAGUGCAGCUAGUAGUAGCUGAGUUCUGACUGAGCGCACAAAUGUUACAGUAGAGGUGUGUUUAAAAAAAAAAAAAAAAAAAAAGUGUAGCAUCCAUUUGUGCCUUAGUACUAGUUUUCCUAAAGCACGCCACAAGGUUGAAGUCCUGCGUGCUGUAAUUGCAUGUUGAAGUUGACAGUUACAUUCAUCGCUUUCUUGCGCGGACGUACCGCGUUGACGUAAGCCGCGUGUUUUAGUAUUCCGUGGAUCACUACAGGAGGAACGUGCGGUCUGCUCCUACAGUUCACCGCGCGCCAGACACUGUGACGCGCACUGUGACUCCACGCACCCGUCUGCGAGAUUAUCUUGUUUACAAAGAUAACUGAACAAAUACUGGGGGGAAAGACAGCCUCAUGAGUCUGCUCAGUGGAUUUCGGAGACGUUAUGGAUUUGACUAAAAUGGGAACGAUCCACCUGCAGAACCCCUCCCACCCUACUGCUCUCCUGCAGAAGGCCAACCAGAUGCGCCUGGCAGGCACGCUGUGUGAUGUUGUCAUCAUGGUGGACAGCCAGGAGUUCCAUGCACACCGGGCCGUGCUAGCCUGUACCAGCAAGAUGUUUGAGAUCCUGUUCCACCGCAACAGCCAGCAUUACACCUUGGACUUUCUCUCGCCAAAGACCUUCCAGCAGAUCCUGGAGUACGCCUACACUGCCACGCUGCAGGCAAAGGUGGAGGACCUGGACGACCUGCUUUAUGCGGCCGAGAUCCUAGAGAUCGAAUACCUGGAGGAGCAAUGCCUGAAGAUCUUGGAGACAAUCCAGUCUUCAGAUGAAAAUGACACAGAGAUCAAUGCCAAUGAUGGUGGUGGUGAAGAGGAAGAUGAAUGUAAAGCAAGGCAUGGGAAGAGCAUGUUGAUCUCAAAGAAGCAUUCCAUAGAAGAGGGUAGUUAUGUCACAUCUGCCCAGCAUGGCUUGGCCCUGUCUAACAUGGUUGAUCAGAGUCCAUCAGUUUCAACAUCCUUUGGCAUAUCCACGAUGAGCCCCACCAAGGCUGCUGUGGACAGCUUGAUGAGCAUUGGCCAGUCCCUGCUGCAGGGAAACAUACAGUCUAGUGUGGGUGGUGAUCCAUUGACCAAGGGCAACUUCAAUCCUCUGAUGACUGAGAUAAAGACAGAAAUGAUGCAGGUAGAUGAGGGUCAUGAGAGCCCUCAGACAAUGGAGUCAAGCUCUUUGAGCAAUGGAGAGAAGAGUGGGGAGUCAGACCGGAAUCGGGAGGGCCCGGGAACUCCAACCCGAAGUAGCGUGAUCACCAGCGCACGUGAGCUGUACUAUGUCCGAGAGGAGGGUGCAGGUGACCAGCCAGGUGAUGCCAACCAAAUGGGCCUGGGAGGUAUGGCUGGGUUGACAGAGAAGCACCUGAGCUCCUUGUAUUCCGCACCACCCAACCACAAGAGUGAGACAAUGCUCUCAAUGCCUGCCUCAGUUGCAUCCUCCAUCCACAUGCCCCCAGCCUUGGCCAUGUCUAUGGACUUCAGUGCCUACGGGGGGCUGCUGCCACAGAGCUUCAUCCAGAGAGAAUUCUUCAGCAAGCUUGGAGAGCUCUCGGCCGGCAUCAAGACCGAGGGUCAGACCCAGGGUGAACGGUGUAACGUGUGUGGGGCUGAGCUUCCAGACAACAAUGCAGUGGAAGAGCACAGGAAACUGCACAGUGGAUUGAAAACCUACGGAUGUGAGCUGUGCGGGAAGCGCUUCCUGGACAGCCUCCGUCUGCGAAUGCACUUGCUGUCUCACUCUGCUGGAGUGAAAGCCAUUGUUUGUAAUCAGUGUGGCGUCCAGUUUCCGAAAGAAGACGAUCUCGAGGCCCACCGGCAGAUACACACAGGCUCGGACAUGGCCGUGUUCUGCCUGCUGUGUGGCAAGCGCUUCCAGACGCAGUCGGCCCUGCAGCAGCACAUGGAGGUCCACGCAGGCGUGCGCAGCUACAUCUGCAGCGAGUGCAACCGCACUUUUCCCAGCCACACUGCGCUCAAGCGCCACCUCCGCUCACACACGGGCGACCACCCGUUUGAGUGCGAGUUCUGCGGAAGCUGCUUCCGAGACGAGAGCACGUUGAAGGGCCACAAGCGCAUCCACACCGGCGAGAAGCCCUACGAGUGCAACGGCUGCGGGAAGAAGUUCAGCCUCAAGCACCAGCUGGAGACCCACUACCGUGUUCAUACAGGCGAGAAACCCUUCGAGUGCAAGCUGUGCCACCAGCGGUCGCGGGACUACUCGGCUAUGAUCAAGCACCUGCGCACGCACAACGGUGCCUCGCCCUACCAGUGCACCAUCUGCCUGGAGUACUGCCCCAGCCUGUCCGCCAUGCAGAAGCACAUGAAGGGCCACAAGCCCGAAGACAUCCCCCCAGACUGGAGGAUAGAGAAGACCUACCUGUACCUCUGCUACGUCUGAGCAGGCGGCCGUUGGGUGGGGGCAGCGGGAGGGAAUGCAGCUACGGUAGUGGGGGAGGUGGGGAGGGAGGAGCGAACGGGAACGAGAAACACGAGGCCAAGAGGCAGAGGAAUCCACCAGACGGCUACGGAAACGGUUUGAGUGGAAGGUGAGAAGAGAGACCCAUGUUUGAGAUUGGCCUGAGCGGGACUGAAAACACACACGGAGGAGGGGGACAGGACGAGAUAGCUGACCUAUCCUGUAAUCUCACAUAUACGUAACUGUGUGUAUAUUUAUGUCUAAAAAGGAUAUAUGUUUUUUGUUGUUGUUACUGUUGCUGUACACGAGAUGCUGAGGUAGGGGGUGCUAGUCUGCCAGGGGUUUGCAGAGUGUGCAGGUGGUCCCUCUGGCAGCUUCGGCUCCGCUGGCCUUCCAGGGAGGCGCCCCGAACACGAUUGUGUGACUGCUGAUGCUGGGAGUGCACAGGGGGAUGAACCGCAUCGGGAGGGUAUGCUGGCUUUUCCACCAGAGGUCCUCGGAUACCACGCAUCGCAACCCUCUCUCCUACCACCACCUGUUCCCGCCUCGCCCACACUCCAUCCAGCUACACCACCCCCCCCUCCUCGUCCCACCAUACCUGAUCUCACACCCCACUUUGCUUCCGGUGUGUGCGAUCCCUGCAAUGCCCCCCCCCAUGGAGCAGAGGCCUACAUGCGCCCCCCUGCUCUACCUGAUGAUGAUUCACAGAGCACUUAGGCCUUCAGCGCUGCUUUGUUCUCAGAUACUCUUGGAGAUGUAGUGACAGUUGACUUUGGCACCAGGGUUCGGGGCAGAACCUGUGAAGGGUCGGGUUUGAAACAUGACACCAGGUGUAGAUGAGCUUCAAGGUCCUUGCACUCUCUGGGUUGCAUACAGUACGACAGACCACUAGCAAAAGAGAGUCCACCCAGUCAGUUCAGCUCUUUGCAAAAUCACAACCGUUCAUUUACAUUUAUGCUCGAUAAAAGCCGAUCCGAAGAACCGUUCUGCCUGCGGUGGGUAAAUUAGUAUGUUUUUUUUUUUUUUAUUGUUUAUCACAAUAUAUCAUUGAUCAAUGCUUAAUUGCACAGCAUCAGCAUAUUAUGACAAACUUUGUUUGACUUUUCUGCCGCUGUAGGGUAGCCAAAAGCCGGGCUGUACUACUUUAGCCAGUUUUUGCAAUCUAUAUCUCUCUACAUACAGCAUAAGCUGUUGUUUCACAUUUAUCUGUUUCAUUUAUCUGUGUGCAUCCAUGUUCUCAUUUUUAAAUAUGGGUUUUCCAAAGCAGACGUAGAACUGUGAUUGGUCCCAGAAAGGGGAUGUGGCGUCUGCCACACAUAUAUAGGUUUUCACACACUAAUGAUGCUCCCUUCAUGCCAAUACGACAGAGACCAAAAGAACAAGGUUGCCAUACGACGCUUGCUUCUAAACCACACGGCACUCUGCCUUGCAGAGCUUGCAGCCACCGCAUAUCAAAACAGUCGGCGUUAAGGCCAACGUGUGAUCCUCGAAUGACGCAAGGCGAUCGCCUGCCCAGCCCGUGCUGUGAUGUGGAAAGGAGAAAAAAAACUCUCUAUAUAUUUUGUUCCUUUGCUUUGUCCGUUUCUAUUUUAACAUGGUGUGUUUCAGCACAUUGUACUUGAAUUACCUCGUUUUUGUGACCUCAUCUGCUUGUAUUUUUAUUUCCCUCAAUUGACUUUUGUGUGUGCGUGCGUGCGUGUUGGAUCUGUCUGAAAGCUGUGUUGGGAAGGAUGAUCCCUAUUGAGGAAUUAAGGAGUUAAGUGCCGCAGUGAAAAAUGUGCAUUUUUUUUGUGUAUUUUGUGCAUUAUUGUUACCAAAAUUGGUAUUUUUUUUUUUUUUACAAGCCCUGCUUUUGGGGGUUUUGUCAUCGUUAUGAAAGCUACCUCUGAGUUGUUGUUUUCAUUUGCAAAAGCACAUUUGGUUGUAUUUGUGUUUUGCAUUGUGGUGUCAUUGCACCUUCAUCUCAUGCUUAACCUUCAAGUGUUUUUUUUUUUUUUUUUUUUUUUUUAAAUUUUUGUGUUAGCUACAUUUAUAUAAAGGGUAAGAAAAACUAGUGGUCAAUAGGAAAAGAGAAGGAAAUGUAAAAAAUACAGUGUUUUCCUUCAUUGUCCCCCCCUAACCUUGAACUUAAGGGUGGAAAAGAGAUUCUGAAGCCUUAAGAAUGAGGUGUCAGUUGACCUGGGAGAUAUUAGUGAAAUAUAGUACUUUCAAGAGUUUAAAAAGAAAAGUAAAACUUGAAAAAUAUGUGAAUAGAAUUGUAGUUUUGUAAUGUGAAGAAGAAGGUUCAUUAACAGUGAUAUAUGCAGCAAUGCAGGGUGCGUUGGACAAUUUGGACUGCAAGUGGUAAUCAAAGAGAACGAGGAAAGGAAAAAAAACAAAAAGAAAGAUGUGUCAGUUGACAGUUUCUCGAUCCGAGUUUUUCGGAACAAGAGCCAAUAGAGGCUGUUUGAUAUAUAAAGUUGUGAUAUUUUUGUAUUAAGUGUCAGUCCCUCUCCAUUUGUCAAGUUUUCAGCGGGGCAAACAUUUAUAUAUAUUUUUUUUUACAUUGUAAUUUCUGGUUUGACUUAAAUGUCUUGCCCUGCGCCUCUUUUGUAAUGUUGGACAUAAAUGUGUGUGAAAAAAAUGAUGUAGUACUAAGUGUUGCUUUCUGGGUGUCAAUGCAUUGUAGGUGAAGGACUAAAUCUAUCUGCCACUAAUCUGUCUGUUACAAAAUUCUGUCAAGCUAAUUGGAGUGAGGUGCUGCCAGCCAUCAAUUGUAUUACACAACACUUUCAAUCAAAUAUACUGCAAUUUAAUUUUUUACUUGAAAUUAUUAAAAAAAAAAAAAAAAAAGGGAUGGUAAGAUGCAGCUUGGGAAAAAGCUUUUGUCUUAUCUCUUACCAUUGUAUUCUUAUGAACACUGUGAAUUUGAGGGGUUCCCUCUUGCGAUAUUAAUCACAUGCAAAUAACUAUAACUGAAAGAUAGAUAGAGGAGUUAUUUUUUUCAGCCGGUUACAAAUGCAAGUCGGAGGAUAUAGCUGGAUCACACUAAACAUAGACAGCAUGAGGAAUCUCAUCAGUGAUUUUAUUUUUUUAAACGGGUGGUCAUUGAAAAGGCUCACGUCACUUACUAAACAUUUUGUAUCUUUAAUUGUGUUUGCGUGCGUGCGCGCGUGCGUGUGUGUGCCCUGUGUGUUUGUGAGCACGUGUGUCUUUGUGACAAAUGCACUAAUUGGAUACAAAAUUAAACGGCGUUCUAAGCCACUUCUCAAAAUGCAUUAUGGAAAAUUACAUUGGCGUUGAUAUAGUUCUUCCCGCAAUGUUACUCUGAUGUUUCUGUAAUAUCUUUGUGCCUAAAAUGAAAACUGUUCAACAAAUUGUCCAUUUAUAUCUGCUUAGUUUCUGUAUUUUCAAAAGAAAUUUAAUGGUGUCACCAGUCUGAAGAGGGAUGCCGCGAUAGCCACAGUGUUUUUUUGUGUGUGUGUGUGUGUGUGUGUGUGUGUGUGUGUGCAUAUACAUAUAUAUGCGCACACACACAUAGAUAAAAGAAACAGCCGUCUCACUUAAGCAGGGUUUGCCCUUUUUUUCCCCAAAGGAAAAUUUAUUACACUUUUUUUUGGGGGGGAAUAAAAAAAUAGCUUUAACAGUAAGAAUAUUAAUAUUACCUUCCAGUUUACUACUUGAUGACUGCCCGACUUACCCAAAGCGACAUGAAAAACACGAGCGUCACGCUUUGACUCCUAAACAGCAGAAAACGGAUGCAGUAAGGAGACACACGUGCAUAUAAUUGCUGGAGUGUCCUAGUAACGUGUCUGCUGAGAAAUCCGAGAACGAAUGCAAAUAACAUUCCUGACCCGGAAGAGCGUGUUUCGUGACGGUUGCGGAGCCAGUCUGGGGCACCGCGUUACUGGUUUCCGUGCUUCUGCGGUGUGCGUGUGUGUGUGUGAGCAGUGACACGUGUGACACGAGAUGGGACGUGGGGCCCUUUCUGGGCUUCUCGGUACUCGGGGCCGCGGCGGUCGAGCGUUUCGGGAGAGGAAAGUGGUUGUGGAGGCAAUCGUGGCAUCCCUGUCUCUGACUCACUGUGUUCCAGUGUGGUGUUUAGAGCGAGUAGCCAUUUCAUGCAGUGUUGACAUGCAUGUGCCAUUGAGGUCUAGACUAAACUUGUUUGAGUCUCAAAGCACCAAGACAUUCUGUCUUCUUUUUUUAUAUAAGCACUGAGGACCAAUUGCCCUGUCGGACCAAGUAUAACAAAGCUUUCUAUGUGACUUAGCUGUUCCUUUUUCUUUUUCUUUCUUUUCCUUCUCUUUUUUUUUUCUUUUGCCUUCUCUCUGAUUUUCUUUGUUUUCGAUCUCGUUGUGACAGCACAAGUGCCAGUCGGUUUGCUUGUUAUGUUGAGAAAAGUGUUUUUAUCAUUAUUUGAAUUGCUAGAGUUACGUCUACCUCAGCACCUACUCUUAGCUUAAUCUUAGAAGGUGCCCAAA